AUGGAGCUCGACAUCGAGGCGAAGCGCUGGCGGCGCCUCGGCGGCACCGCGAACGACCGUGUCGAUGCGAGCGACGAUAUACCGGGCCCACGAAAGCGGCCCGUGGCGUUCGCGGACCCGGAUGGGCACCGGUUCUGGAUGAUGUAUGGGCAUGCGGACCGGCAGGCGACGCCGGAGGACCAUCCGCAUCAUGUUAGCGGGGACGACGCGUUCCAGUAUGAGGAUGCGUGGACGUACGACGUGGACACGGGCAAGUGGACGAAGGAGCGCAUACCUGGCAACGCGCCUGCCCCGCGCACGGAGGCGGGGUCUGCCUACGACCCCACCACCGGCCAAGCCAUCGUCUUCGGCGGCUAUCACCCGCAGCUCAUGACCUACGUCCCCGAAAUGAACGUCUGCUUCAACUUCUGCUACUUCGCAGACACCUUCGUCUGCCAACUCUCCCCCACGCCGCGCUGGCGGCAGGUGCUCACCGCCGGCUUCCCUACCUACCGCGCGCAGCCGACGAUCUGCGCGGACCCUGAUACAGGCGCGCUGUACAUGUUUGGCGGGUUCGCUAAUAGCGACUACGUGCCCGUGCGCGGGAAUAUGUGGUCGCGGACGUAUGGGGAUCUGUGGAAGUUGGUGAUCGCGCCGCCGGGGAAGGAUCUCGAGGGAGUGAAUGUGGAAGAGGAGGCGCGGACGGCAAGGGCGGGGCCGUGGCAGCGGUGCUUUACGUGUGGGGCGGCUGGGCAGUGGCGGAAGUGCGGUGGUUCGUGCAAGGGGCGGGCUUUCUUCUGUAGCAACCAAUGUUUGGCCGAGGGCUGGAAGGAACACAAGUCCAUGCAUGGCUGUCGCAAAGCAUGA
Messenger RNA from Schizophyllum commune H4-8, 846 nucleotides. RefSeq lists its product as uncharacterized. Gene Ontology annotation, molecular function: protein binding. The coding region runs from base 1 to 846 and encodes 281 amino acids. The record is from RefSeq and is a predicted model, not a curated record. Lineage: Eukaryota; Fungi; Basidiomycota; Agaricomycetes; Agaricales; Schizophyllaceae. The transcript is spliced from 3 exons.